AUGUUCCCGCCGAUGCGACAAUCUGCCGGCCGACAACUGCAGAUCCCGUAUGAGCUGCCCAGGCCGCCUGCUUUCCCGCGCGUUUCGUUGGACGACCUCGAGCUGGACGAGGAUUUGGCAGACUCGAAGGCGCCGCUCGAGUUCGUGCUAUCCGUUAUGCGCAACAUGGCGGCAGACCUCUUGCAAGCUAGCGAGUCCUGCGAAAUCCUCGACGAACCGCCCAUCGUCGACGAAGCCACGCAAACCUCCUUCUUCCGCUGCAAACCUCCGCCCGCUCAUCUUCCCACACCGACCCAUAUCCUCGAACUCGACUUCUCCGACACCGGCGAACGAUAUACGACGCCCGUACACGGCCUUCUUUGGGCCUGCCAGUCUCCCAAACUCUCCCAUCUCAGCCGCCGACAAGAUCCUCCCUCUUCCGUUGCCUCGACAGAUAACUCUCUCUUCCUCCCCCGCGUCUCGCUGAGCAUACCCUGUCGACGCGCAUGGCCCUUCCUCCAUCGCUAUCUCUACGACGGCUCCUCAGCGCACCUCCUCGACUCUCUCCUCGCACAACCCCCUUCUCGCGCUUCGACUGCCCAAGCCAACGCGCACGAGCAGCACCUCGCGCGACUAGAACGGAUACGAGAAGUCUGGCUGAACGCGGUCAGCCUCGAGUUGAGCGACCGACAGCUGUGGGAGACGCUGCAGAGAGCGUGGGAUGUGGUUAUUGCUGGACUGGGGGAGGUUGCGCGGGCGAGACCUGCAGCGAUUGCGGUACCUAGCGAGGAUGAUGAAGAGACUUCCGGAAGACAAGGAGAGGAGGACCCUGCGGCAGACAAGACUGGAGCGGAGGCAGACGCAGGAGGCUGA
Messenger RNA from Rhodotorula toruloides NP11, 852 nucleotides. RefSeq lists its product as uncharacterized. The record is from RefSeq and is a predicted model, not a curated record. The transcript is spliced from 2 exons. NCBI's taxonomy places the organism in Eukaryota, Fungi, Basidiomycota, Microbotryomycetes, Sporidiobolales, Sporidiobolaceae. Bases 1 to 852 code for a protein of 283 amino acids.